AGUGAUGCGAAAGCGGAACAACUCGCUGACUGCGGAGCAGGACAGCGGAACCGGCUCUCUGCUGGACAGCGACCCGGACCUGAAGCAGCGUCCCGGCGGCGGAGCGGCGGGGCCCGCAGCGAGCGGCCGGCAGGGCCCGGAGGGCGAGCGGAGCAUGGGGAAACCGUUCCGGAGGCUGAGUCUGGUGCUGAAGCUCAGGAGGAUCCUGAUGUGGCUGCUGCUCGUCUACGUCUCCGUCCCCGUCAUCAUCAAGCUGUGUCCGUCCAUCCAGGCCAAACUCGUCUUCCUCAACUUCGUCCGGAUGCCGUAUUUCAUCGACCUGCAGAAACCUGCUGACCAGGGAUUGAACCACACUCACAACCUCUACCUGCAGCCGGAGAGCGGCCUGAGAUUGGCUGUGAGGGCUGAUGACUCUCUGCCUGUCUUCCUUCAGGUCCUCAGUUCGUUGGGCUACCAUGUGGUGACCUUUGAUUACAGAGGUUGGGGAGACUCAGACGGAUCUCCUUCAGAGGGCGCGAUGACAUCAGACGCUCUCUUCAUAUAUGAUUGGCUGAAGAGUCGCCUGAAUGAGCAACUUCCUGUUUACAUCUGGGGUCACUCUCUGGGGACGGGGGUGGCCACCAACCUGGUGCGGCGUCUGAGCGACCGAGGAAGUCCUCCAGACGCUCUGAUCUUAGAGUCUCCGUUCACCAACAUCAGAGAAGAAGCCAGGAGCCACCCCUUCUCCAUGGUGUACAGGUACCUGCCCGGCUUUGAUUGGUUCUUCCUGGACGCCAUCACAGCCAACAACAUCCGCUUUGCCAGUGAUGAGAACGUGAACCACAUCUCCUGCCCGGUGCUGAUCCUCCACGCCGAGGACGACGGCGUGGUUCCGUUCCAUCUCGGCAAAAAGCUCUACAGCUUGGCGUCGCAGUCGAAGAGCCUCAGCGGUCACAAGGUCCAGUUUGUUCCGUUUCCUUCGGCUCUCGCCUACAAACACAAGUUCAUCUACCGGAGCCCGGAGCUGCCCAACAUCCUGAGUGAUUUCCUCGGCACAGCUCAUCCCAUCUCGCCGUGACGACGCCGCUUCCUGUCCGAGCACCACAAACAAACACUGGUUUGUCUCUUCAGACCCAAAGUUCUCGCAUGAACUCGACACCGACACGUCAUUCCCUUGUGUUCUGUUAGCAUUCCUCUCACUGGCUUCACGGCACACAGGGUUGCCAUGGCGAUGGUUGCCGUGUUUUACGUACUGUAGAGCGACGAGGACGACGGCGAUGGAACCGACCGGAGACGUGAAGAAUCAUUUUUAUCUUUUACUGGGUUUGGUCUUGUUUUCUCUCAUCUGUUGGUCUGUUCGCUCUGCUCCGAUCGGGUCGAGUCCUCGAGUCCGAGUUGUUUGAAUGAACCUUGGAAGGCCUGUUAUGACUUGAAUUAUCAAUUAAAUAUUUCUCGUUUUAA
This is a messenger RNA of Stegastes partitus (bicolor damselfish), 1440 nucleotides long. RefSeq names its product abhydrolase domain containing 12, lysophospholipase. The record is from RefSeq and is a predicted model, not a curated record. Gene Ontology annotation, molecular function: phosphatidylcholine lysophospholipase A1 activity; monoacylglycerol lipase activity. Gene Ontology annotation, biological process: phosphatidylserine catabolic process; monoacylglycerol catabolic process. Gene Ontology annotation, cellular component: endoplasmic reticulum membrane. Bases 5 to 1057 code for a protein of 350 amino acids. Lineage: Eukaryota; Metazoa; Chordata; Actinopteri; Pomacentridae. The transcript is spliced from 12 exons.